Molecule: messenger RNA, 1925 nt
Organism: Phragmites australis (common reed)
Lineage: Eukaryota; Viridiplantae; Streptophyta; Magnoliopsida; Poales; Poaceae
Product: protein ANTAGONIST OF LIKE HETEROCHROMATIN PROTEIN 1-like
Exons: 1
Coding region: 163-1557 (464 amino acids)
Source: RefSeq, a predicted model, not a curated record
CUCCCGUCUCCUUCCCCCUCCAGCCUUGAAAGCCUCCGGUCACUCAUCUCAGUCCUCAACAUCACAGCGAGCCUUAUCAGAUCGCCACCCAGAACUUCUAGAGAGAUCAAUCCAAUCCUUCCUUACAGCCUCCAUCGAUCCCGUCUUCUUUUUCGCCCCUAGAUGAGCACCUCGUAUUCCGAGGCGCAGUUCGGCUCCUCCUUUGAGUUCCCUGCCGAAGAGGACCUUAACUCCUGGUUCACCCACCUGUGCGAGGACCAGGCGGCGGCGGCGGCUCCGGCGCUUCUGCCGGUGGAGUUCGAGGCCCCGGUGGGGGCGAUGGCGGACCCGAGGAAGAGGGCGGCGUACCAGUUGGUGGAGGGGGAGGCGUCGGGGGCCAAGAGGCAACGGUCCCCGACGAGCUCCAGGGAGAACAGCGGCGGCAGCAAUGACGGUGACCACGAGAACAUGUCCGAAGUGGCGGCGGCUGCGGGGGGCAGGGGCGGCGGCCGGCGGCUGUGGGUGAAGGAGCGCAACCACGAGUGGUGGGACCGGAUGAACAGCCCGGCGUGCCCGGAGGCGGAGUUCCGCAACGCGUUCCGGAUGUCGCGGGCCACGUUCGAGGCGGUCUGCGAGGAGCUGGGCGCCGUCGUCGCCAAGGAGGACACCAUGCUUCGCGCCGCCAUCCCCGUGCGCCAGCGCGUGGCAGUCUGCAUCUGGCGCCUGGCCACGGGGGAGCCCCUGCGGGUCGUGUCCAAGCGGUUUGGCCUCGGGAUCUCCACCUGCCACAAGCUCGUCCUCGAGGUCUGCGCCGCCAUCAAGGCCGUGCUCAUGCAGAAGGUCGUGCAGUGGCCGGAGGCGCCGGACGCCGCGGCGGACGUGGCCGCCAGGUUCAAGGCCGCGUCGGGGAUCCCCAACGUCGUCGGCGCCAUGUACACCACCCACAUCCCCAUCAUCGCGCCCAAGGCCAACGUCGCUGCCUACUACAACCGCCGCCACACGGAGCGCAACCAGAAGACGUCCUACUCCAUCACCGUGCAGGGCGUGGUGGACGCGGCCGGCGUCUUCACCGACGUCUGCAUCGGCUGGCCGGGUUCCAUGUCCGACGCUGACGUGCUCGAGAAGUCCGCGCUCUACGCGCAGCGCGGCGCGGCGGGCCUGCUCCAGGGGCAGUGGGUGGUCGGCGGCGCCGGGUACCCGCUCAUGGACUGGCUGCUGGUGCCCUACACGCACCAGAACAAGACGUGGUCCCAGCACGUGUUUAACGAGCGGGUGGACGGCGUGCGCGGCGUGGCGCGGGACGCGUUCCAGCGGCUCAAGGCGCGGUGGGGCUGCCUCCAGAAGCGCACCGAGGUGAAGCUGCAGGACCUCCCCGUGGUGCUCGGGGCCUGCUGCGUGCUGCACAACAUCUGCGAGCGCGCCGGCGACGCCGUCGACCCCGGCUUCCAGCUCUUCGACGACGACAUGCUCGCCGAGAACCCCGUGCGCUCGCAGGUGGCCGCCAGCGCGCGGGACAACAUCGCCCACAACCUCCUCCACAACAGCAGCGACGCCGGCGCCGGAUUCCUCUUGAAAUGAAGAAGUAGAAAAGCUGCUUCUUUUCUUGGUCGAAUCAGCAGAGAAGACGCCGCAAGGCUCAUCAAUCGAAGCUUCUUUUCAUGUCAGGAGCUACUUCUUUCGAUUCUGGUUAAUUUGUCGGAUGGAACAGAGAACAGUUUUUUCGUUUAUAAUAAGGUGGGAAACAGAACAGCGGGUCAUAGGUUCAAAGAUACAGUAGGUGGUUCAAUGAUAGUGUUUGCGAUUGUUCUGCAUUUUUAGGUUCAAAGAUCUAUCAUCAUCUCUCAUGUUUGGUGAGACUGUAGCCUGUAUAAUCAAUCUUGUACAAGACUAUUUUGUCACCAGAUGAUCAUCAAUUCGUUAAACAGAACAGAAGAAUAUUUCAUUCA